Messenger RNA from Brassica oleracea var. oleracea, 801 nucleotides. RefSeq names its product phosphoenolpyruvate carboxylase 2-like. Gene Ontology annotation, molecular function: phosphoenolpyruvate carboxylase activity. The record is from RefSeq and is a predicted model, not a curated record. The coding region runs from base 1 to 471 and encodes 156 amino acids. The transcript has a single exon. NCBI's taxonomy places the organism in Eukaryota, Viridiplantae, Streptophyta, Magnoliopsida, Brassicales, Brassicaceae. Gene Ontology annotation, cellular component: cytosol; apoplast; chloroplast. Gene Ontology annotation, biological process: tricarboxylic acid cycle; carbon fixation; leaf development.
AUGAUCGGGUACUCUGACUCGGGCAAAGACGCUGGACGUUUAUCAGCGGCGUGGCAGCUGUACAAGACGCAAGAAGAGCUUGUGAAGGUUGCGAAGGAGUUUGGAGUUAAGCUGACAAUGUUUCACGGGAGAGGUGGGACUGUUGGGAGAGGAGGUGGACCUACACAUCUUGCUAUCUUGUCUCAGCCUCCGGAUACCAUUCACGGGCAGCUAAGGGUGACGGUUCAAGGAGAAGUUAUAGAACAGUCUUUUGGAGAAGAGCAUUUGUGUUUUAGGACUCUUCAGCGUUUCACGGCUGCUACGCUCGAGCAUGGAAUGCAUCCACCGGUCUCUCCUAAACCGGAGUGGCGUGUACUUAUGGAUGAGAUGGCUGUUAUUGCCACUGAAGAGUACCGUUCUGUUGUCUUCAAGGAGCCUCGUUUCGUUGAGUACUUCCGUCUGGUAAGUUCUUUAACCAACACACUUGCCUAGGCCUAGUAUUUUUGUCCGAACCAAACCAAACAUUGGUUAGGAUUUCGGUUCGAUUCGGUUCGGUAGGUUUGAAAAUUUUGGUUUUUCGGUUCAGUUCGGUAAAUGGUUGCUUCGGUUUUCUUUUUAAAAAUAUUAUAACCAUAUCAUACCAAAAACCCGAACCAAAAUUUUGACAAAAUUAAACUAAAAUCUAAUGGAAAUUAAAAGUAGGAUUUUCAAAAACCGAACCAAACUUUAUUUUGGCUUAGUUCGGUAAGAUUUACAGUGAAACCUCUAUAAAUUAAUAAUGUUGGGACUACACCAAAACUAUAUAGUUUAUUUUAAAAAUUA